This is a messenger RNA of Paramacrobiotus metropolitanus, 1783 nucleotides long. RefSeq lists its product as uncharacterized. The coding region runs from base 445 to 1782 and encodes 445 amino acids. The transcript is spliced from 4 exons. Gene Ontology annotation, cellular component: membrane. Lineage: Eukaryota; Metazoa; Tardigrada; Eutardigrada; Parachela; Macrobiotidae. Gene Ontology annotation, biological process: sensory perception of taste. The record is from RefSeq and is a predicted model, not a curated record.
UAGAGUAUUGACUAACGGGCGUUACAGGAAGCUUAUGAUCAUGAAGCUUUGCUGCUGUUCUGUCUGUACACUUUACCCACAGUUCAGCACAUCGAGGCAUUAUUAUUCCUUUGCUUAAUAAGCUCACCGGUAGUUUCCUAGAUUAUGGAUUUUCUGCAAAUGCCGCUGUGUAUUUAUUUACAACAAUAAUUUCUGUACAAUGGUUUCAAAGCAAAUAUUGCGGCAUUAACUGGAAGCUUUUGCUAGUACAUUCACCAACUAUUUUGUGCAGAAUCAGUCUUUACUGCACAAUUUAAAUAUCAGUUAUACCAGCCAUAUUAUGCGGAAAGAAUAUUUUCCGUGUAUUGGCCGGAAGGCGCCAACUCGUCCAACAGUGACAAGCACCGGAAAUCGGAUGCCGUAAUCGUGACGGUGCAUGUCUUUUUUGAUCCCUUAAUUAGGAUUAUGCGAAGAUGCGGUUUCCUAACGACACACGAAAAAGAUACAUCACCAACUCGAUGUCAAAAGCAUUCUCAUGGACUUCUGUACACUGUACGCACUGGUUUUCUUGUGUUAGUCUGGAUAUGGACAGCCAUUAUGACAAUCAACAUUUUCUACAGAGCCAUAAUUUCAUCCGGACACAGUAGUCAAGGCAGCCCAACCCAUAACACGAUUAUCGAACUGUUGGAGGAAAGCCCGUAUUCGUUAAUAACUGUGAGAUGUUCCCUUAUAUUAUCCAUCUUUAUGGCUAAUGCCCCCAAACUUGUGGAAGCCGUACACGAAUGCGCACAAUUACAAGCGAAAAUUCUACUUUCCGGUGGGAAUAUUUCUUUAUAUAAAUUUCGUCAUCGUCCAAAAUUGUUUAUCUAUACGACCAUUAUUGUGAUACUGUCCUGGGAGGCGUAUGAAUGGUCGGUGUGGUUUUCGACAAACGGCAUCAAUGCGAAAUGGGACCUCAGUCCACUUCCGGUGGUGAUACGACACUGGCAUUACGCCAUCUGUUGGUCAGUGUUCACAACGAUACCUUUUAUUUUAUCCCAGCUGGUGCUGUGUUUUCCUGUAUUCUUUGCCUAUGUUCUGAGGAAACUGUGCCGGUAUGUCAAUAAAGAGUUGGCGAAAUUGGCCGAAGUGGCUAAAUUGGCGGAUAACGUGGAAGAGGAUCGUGUGCAGUGUGGUCAACGAUUGUCUGGACUGCGCGCCGCCCAUUACGACAUUAAUAAAACUUUCAAUAAAGUCCAUAAUGCUGUUGCACCUUUAUUAUUGAUUCAAUUUAUGGCUGACGUCAUCGUGCUGUUCGGAUUUCUGGGCUUGCUGGUUAACAGCCGGAAUAAGAAUCCGCCGGUACCCACGUUGGAAUGGGUGUUGUAUGUUCUGAGCUCCUUGCUGUGGUUCUUCUUCUUCCUUUUUCACUUUAGCUUCCCUCUUAUACAUAUGGCCGAAGAGGCAGAAAGGUCACACCAGUUGGUACAUUCAUUAACCUUCGCCUCGCCAAAAUUAUUCAAGGAACGAUUUGAUGAUAUCAGAACAUUCCUUAACGAAUUGCGCGGCCAUACAUUGGUUUUCACCGGCGGUCACUUUUAUUACCUAAAUCGGCAUUACAUUGUUACCUGUGUCGCCUUAACGGCAUCUUACUUGACGAUAUUAUCGGAAAUAUUGGAUCGCUACUAUAGCACCGAGGAAAUUAAAGCAACUAUGAGCAAUAUAGCUAGCAUGUUGAAGAAUGCCACGAAUGCCGGUUUUGUAAUACCACUAUCUGCUCUAAAAUCAGCAGCAUCUGUCUUAGAACACAAAGAUGAAUUGUAAA